GGAGACUAAUGGCGUUUUGCUAUUGGGAGGGUGAAGAUGAAAUCAUUGAACAUAUGAGGACAGAGUCGAUUCAUUUUGAGCCGUCCAUGACCAUCCAUGAAUGGUGAACCAGACCGUCGGCACUCCUGCUCGGCGAUCGUAUCCGACCUCCUCCCCUCGCUUCCCUCCCAAAGCGACACCCCCAAAGACCCGAAGGCCAAGGUGGGGCUGCAACUCAAACGAUCGUCUUCAGUCUCAGACUUCUCGCUUGCGGCGAGGACUCCGGUGAGAGAGGAGGAGGCAACGACGUUAGUGUUUGUAUGGAUAUUGGAUCCGGCCGAAGAGAUCGGCGUCGGCGCCGGUGUAUGCAUCGUCGUCUGCGGCGGCAGUGGCCUUGCCUUUAGACUUGUUACUCUUCUUGGCCUUCUUCACCAUCGACUUGGUGUCCUUGGACGACGAGUAGUUCGCCGCCGCCGUCACCCUCCAUGGGCUGUCGGACCUUGGGCCCGUCGUUGUUGCCCUUCGAAGAAUCGUUCGCAACAUUUCGCACUCUUCACUCCCUCUCUCUCUUUGGGGGGACAGUAA
Molecule: messenger RNA, 564 nt
Organism: Rosa chinensis
Lineage: Eukaryota; Viridiplantae; Streptophyta; Magnoliopsida; Rosales; Rosaceae
Exons: 3
Coding region: 97-564 (155 amino acids)
Source: RefSeq, a predicted model, not a curated record